Molecule: messenger RNA, 351 nt
Organism: Lathyrus oleraceus (garden pea)
Lineage: Eukaryota; Viridiplantae; Streptophyta; Magnoliopsida; Fabales; Fabaceae
Product: UTP--glucose-1-phosphate uridylyltransferase-like
Exons: 6
Biological process (GO): UDP-alpha-D-glucose metabolic process
Molecular function (GO): UTP:glucose-1-phosphate uridylyltransferase activity
Source: RefSeq, a predicted model, not a curated record
GGGCUUGUAAUACAGGUGACUCCCAAGACAUUGGCUGAUGUGAAGGGUGGCACUCUUAUUUCUUAUGAAGGAAGGGUUCAGCUCCUGGAAAUUGCCCAAGUCCCAGAUGAACAUGUCAGUGAAUUUAAGUCGAUAGAGAAGUUCAAAAUUUUCAAUACAAAUAACUUAUGGGUGAACUUAAAAGCAAUUAAAAGGCUUGUUGAGGCUGAUGCUCUGAAGAUGGAGAUUAUUCCCAAUCCUAAGGAAGUUGAUGGAGUAAAAGUUGAUCUGAAGUUAAAGUUCCAGAAGGGUGAAAUUGAAGAACUGUUGAAGGCAAAAAGUGGAAGAACACUUGAUAAUCGUGACUGUUGA